GUGUCCAUAAAUAUACCUCUACAUAAAAUGAAGUUGUUGGUGUGUUUUAUUUUGUUUUAUCAAGUUUAUGCUCUAUUUGAUAAUGAUUUGGAAUUAGAAUGUAAAGGAAAAACAUUCGAAAAUGUCACUAUGACUGCUUAUUAUCCGGAUCUUACUGAAAGUGGUGAGUCCGGUUACUUGGAUAUGACCGGAAGAAAAUUAAGAACCUUACAGGAAUAUCUCGACGAUAGAACCGGCUUUGUAACACUGGCAAUGGACGAUGAACUCGGCGUACCCUACGGUACUGAAAUCUGCAUCCCGGAACUCAACAGACAUUACGGCCACAGAAUCCGAUUCGAAGUAAGAGACACGUCCUCAGAUCUCAAGGGUUCAGGCUACUCGAGAGUCGAUGUUUGUGUCAGAUCCGAAAUGGACAGUUACGACAUCAGUGUCAACAGGAAAGUCACCGUUGUAUUUGUCACUGAAGCAUCCAAGAGGAAAACGGAGAUAUGAAUUAUUAAUUAUUUGAAAUAAACUUAUUAAGAAUG
Molecule: messenger RNA, 527 nt
Organism: Aethina tumida (small hive beetle)
Lineage: Eukaryota; Metazoa; Arthropoda; Insecta; Coleoptera; Nitidulidae
Exons: 3
Coding region: 28-492 (154 amino acids)
Source: RefSeq, a predicted model, not a curated record